This is a messenger RNA of Acaulospora morrowiae, 525 nucleotides long. Lineage: Eukaryota; Fungi; Glomeromycota; Glomeromycetes; Diversisporales; Acaulosporaceae. The record is from the annotation of a GenBank genome assembly.
AUGCCCCCACAAGUUCCAAAAACCGAAUACCCUGUAAUCGAUACUGACCCUCACUUUAAUCGUGUAGUUAGAUACUUUCGACCUUCAGAUUACUUAGCAUGGGCCACUAUCACCGGGUUCGGACCCGCAUUCUACCUAUUCCUAGAGAAGACAGCAAACCAACCUCCUACAAAACGUUUGGGUCUAGUCUUGAAGAUUUGCGCGGGACUUAGUUUCACCGGUGGAUUCAUGUUCGCCUAUCAACGUAGCAGUUUCAGAUUCUGGGGGUGGACCGAGAAUGCCAGUGAAUAUGAAAAAGAUUUAAAGGAGAUGAGGCAAAGGGUAAAAGAAGGAAAACCGUUGUACGGCGAAUCAAGUUUGGACGAUCACAUUCAACACUAUGCGUCGACUUUUUCCAAAUACGCUGCCUUGAAUUUUGCAAGCUUCCCGGUAUUCAACUUUGUCAAUCACAACAAACAUGGAACUGAUACUAGUCGAUAUUAUGAGGGUACUGCAGAAAAAGAUGCAGCGGAAACGACAAGUUAA